AUGCGUCAAAGUUUACUGAACUUUACAUUAAUACUGGUUGUUGUAAUUGGGCAUCUGAUCCUGUCGCCUUAUACAAAAGUUGAAGAAUCGUUUACAAUUCAAGCAAUUCACGACAUCCUUAAAUAUGGCAUAUUGGAUAUUUCGAAGUAUGAUCAUAUUAAAUUUAGUGGUGUUGUACCACGAACAUUCGUGGGUCCCUUGAUUAUAGCUUUGCUCACAAAGCCCUUUUCAUGGAUCAUGGAGAUGUUGCUCUGGAUAAUGAAGGGAGAUUCCUUGGACGGAAUGAAUUGGUUACUUCAAUACAUUUCCAGAGGUAUAAUUGGAUUGUUAAAUGCGUUGGCUUUGAACAUACUGAAUGAGACAGCUAGUCGAGUCUUGCUGGAAACGCAACAAACAAAUUCAAAGACAAAUAUAAAGACAUGGACUAGCAGAAACUGGUUCGUCCUGUUUCUGGUAACACAAUUCCAUAUGAUGUAUUAUGCAUCCAGACCGCUGCCAAAUUUUGUGGUGACUUUACCACUAUCAAAUAUAGGCUUAUCUUGGGCACUUGAAGAAUCUUACGAAGCUGCAAUUGCCUUACUAUCGUUUACCGCUAUAGUGUUCCGACUGGAAUUAGGUGUUCUAUGUUUUGGAAUUGCAUUUUGGUCUUACGUCUACAAAAAGGUAACUAUCAAGAAUAUUGCAAAGUUUGGAUUGAUCGGCCUUGGAAUUGGUAUUAUGCUUUCGUCAAUCAUAGAUUCAUAUUUUUGGCAGACGUGCUGCGUGCCAGAAAUUAGUGCUUUUGUGUUCAAUGUUAUUGAUGGGCAAUCUUCCAACUGGGGAACUGAGCCAUUUAUGGCAUAUAUUUCUACAUAUCUUCCUAAGAUCUUCUUACUACCAACUUUUCUGCUGUUUGGGGGGUUGGGCUUCAAAGUUGCACCAAGAUCAUUUCGGAUUAUUUUAUUGGCCUCCAUUCUCCAUAUCUUUGGUUUAUCAUUGCAGCCACAUAAGGAAUGGAGGUUUAUUAUCUACACUAUUCCAUCAAUUACAUUGCUGUGCAGUACUGGUGUUGCAUCUUUGAAUAGUAAGUUUGAUUUGCAGUCUAUUCAAAAUUCACUAGUCUCAAGCAUGCUGCUGAUAUCUGUAGUGAUACCUUUAGCUGCUAGCUUGGGGUUUUCUUUCGUGUCGUCUAUGAACUACCCCGGUGGAGAAGCAUUGGCCAGUUUCAAUGACUAUGUUCUUUGCAACAACAUUAGUAAUGCUACUGUACACCUCGAUGUUCCAACUUGUAUGUCCGGAGCCACUUUGUUUGGUCAACUUCCGGAGAAGUUCAAUAUUACAUAUGACAAAACAGAGGAUUACACUCUUGAAAGCAUGUGGCCCUCAUUUGACUACGCAAUCAUGUUGAAUUCAGCACCAGAACCGCUCCUUGUAAGUACCAGCUGUAGUUGGGAAUUGUUGCGUUCUUCUGAGGACCUGAACGCUGAACAGGCACUUGUAUCAACCAUCGACACCAGCCUAAGAUCAGCAAUUAGAGCUAUAUAUGAGUUUCAGUUUAAAAGGUUGUUUUCUUUAAUGCGUAUUGUGGCCAAGAAAUUUCUCCACAAUGGGGAUUGGUAUAUAUACAAGCAAACAUGUCAUAACCCCAACCCACAACAUAUCGAUAAGUAA
Molecule: messenger RNA, 1650 nt
Organism: Eremothecium cymbalariae DBVPG#7215
Lineage: Eukaryota; Fungi; Ascomycota; Saccharomycetes; Saccharomycetales; Saccharomycetaceae
Gene: ALG12
Product: dolichyl-P-Man:Man(7)GlcNAc(2)-PP-dolichol alpha-1,6-mannosyltransferase
Exons: 1
Coding region: 1-1650 (549 amino acids)
Biological process (GO): protein N-linked glycosylation
Cellular component (GO): endoplasmic reticulum membrane
Molecular function (GO): alpha-1,6-mannosyltransferase activity
Source: RefSeq, a predicted model, not a curated record